ACCUUUUCAGCCACGAUCCUCGCCUGUGGCACAUAGUCUCUCAAGACUUUUCACUGUGUUACCAAGUACAAUUGUCCUCGUCAAGGAGGAGCAUCAGAACCGCGAGAUUAUAAGUUUGUAUUUGUUAUGAAUUUACAGAAUAAGAUACUGAUACCAAAAGGAAAUACACUCGAGAGUCCGAGACGGCUGAGCAGCAGGAAUAUGAGCGAGAAAUGCUCGAGAACCUCCGUCGACGACAUCAAUUCGAGUCUGAAGAGACUCUGAAGGAGCCCAGUCCUCCAGCAGACGGAAGUAGAGGUCUUUUCAAUUCCAACCACGCAUCAAAUCAAAGAUCAAAGACCGACCCUAAAAGCUUCUGGAACGAUGUGGUCAAGCCAGCGUUCCCUGAAGCCAUCACCGACAUUGGAAUCAUCAAGUCAGCAAUCACCAUCCAAUCAAAUACCAAGCAGGAUAUCCAUGACCAAAAUCGGUAUCCUGAGGUCGGACAUGUUGCCGAAGUCCGUCGGGGACUCAAUCUUGCACCACCCGAGCAACGAUUCUUGUCUGACAGAAAGGUGAAGGUUCGAAAUGCUUUCGCCAACUAUCUCGGUUUGAAUCCCGCAGAUGUCCAUCCGGAUGAUGUCCCAACUGUCGGCUUUGGAGGUAGCGGAGGUGGAUUCAGAGCCAUGAUUGGCGUGCUUGGAUACUCUGAAGAGAUGAAGCGAACUGGAUUAUGGGAUGCACUCACCUACGUUGCUGGCGUUUCAGGUGCAUGCUGGGCGUUCGCUGCUUAUUAUACAUUUGGCGAAGCGAGUAUGUCGAGAACAAUCGACAACUACAAGCAUCGACUGUCACCUCAUCAUCCUUUAUCAGCUGAUGCGAUUCGAAAAUUGCUCACGACUCAUGAUGGUCCAUAUGCCACACUUGCACCUGUGGCUAUCAAGCAACAUAGUGGUCUUCAUGCUGUGCCUAUGGACUAUUACUCCGUCUUCUUGACUGGGUACGUGUUCAUUCAUGCUGAUCAUGAGACUGGGAAAGAUGUUGCUGGACACCGACAUACUUGGUAUAAAUGGUCUCAGGCGAUCGAGCACCUACAAGGUGGAAAAGAGCCACUUCAUAUUCUCACAGCCAUCCGUCAUGAGCGACCGUGGAAGGAUUGGGUCGACAAAGACCAUGCUUUCGAGGGAGAUUUUGCUGAAGACGAAAAGGAUGAGAAAGACGCAUGGUUUCAAUGGUUCGAGAUGACUCCAUUUGAGAUUGGCUGCGACGAGCUUCAGGCCUGGGUACCAACGUGGGGUUUUGGAAGACCAUUUUCUGAGGGGAGGUCCACGAUGCAACUUCCGGAACAGUCACUGUCUCUGCUCUUGGGAUUGGCAACUGGAGCACCAGCUGGUCCCCUCGAAUCAUACCUCGCAACAAUCAAGCGAGCGCUUCCCCAGAACUUCAUUGGGAAUUUGAUUGAAGAACUUGCUUCCAAGGUUUCCAAACUUUGGGGUAAGAAAGGUACAGAGGAAUUCACGAAUCAUCAUCCACUUCAUGCAUCCAACGAGCACAACUUCCUCUUCCACUUUUCCAAGUUGCAGCCAGGACAAGCGUACCCUCCCGGACUGGAGAACUCUCCCCAAAUUCAUCUUGUUGAUGGUGGAAUGGACAAUAACUGCCCCACUUAUGUUCUGCUUCACCCAUCUCGAGAAGUGGAUGUAAUCUUGAACAUGGAUGCAUCCAGUGAUGUCCAAAAAGACACUUUCCAAGAACGAGUCGACCAGAUCGGCUAUCGUCGAGGCUUAAAAUUCACUCGUCGAACAGAUCUCAAGCCAAAAGAAGAUACAAAGGAUCCCGAUAGAUUCCAAGGUCACUAUGCCCAAAUCUACGACGGAGUUCUGUGUGAGCGUCCAGCUACAGUCAAGGAUUCAUAUGGAAACACCGUAACGAACCCCCCAGCCCCAGUCUGUCAUCACGAAUCUACCAUGGUAUACAUGCCUCUGCUACCUAAUGAGCGAGCGGUACCCGAUUUUGACCCUUCCACAGCCAAGUUCUCUGGCUCAUACAAUCUCGUCUGGACUCCAGAGCAGAUCGAUAUGUUGGUCAAAGUGAGCAUGCAGAACUUCCAUGACGGAGAACAGACUAUCAAGCAAGUACUUAUGGAAGCAUAUCAACGCAAGAAAGCUAUUCGAGAAGGAACUUGGACAGGUCAAGUUGGUCAAGCGCCCGUGUAUCAGCAUCCUCAGCAGGGCUACUCUACCUCCAGUUUCCAACAAUAUCAAACACAGCCUCCCGCUCAGAGACCAUCUGGUCCACCACCAGGCAUCGGGAGUCAGCAUCAGCAACAGAGUUACAGCCCUUACAGCCAGCCAUACAAUCCCUCUCGACCUCAGGAAACUCAGCUACCAAUGGGUCUGCCUCAGCAACUGAAUGUUUCACAGCCUCCUCCUCGGCAAUACUCGACGCAGCCUUCCGUCCAGAAUCAAGGCAAUCAAGGAAACUAUCAGAGCUAUCACCCCGAGGUACCCCCUCAAAGUUCGCAAACACAUUUGCCUCACUAUCAGCAACAAGGUCAGAGUCAACAAGAGCAGGUGCAGGAAAGGAUCGAUCCUGGACAAGGAGGAGCGCAAAGUGGUCUAAGUCAGGCACCCAGGAAUCAGUAUAAUCCUGCUGAUCCAAAAUGGCAAGGUCGAUGAGGGGCAGUGAUGAAGGGAGAUGGUCCUUCGCUAGGUGAACGAAGUGGCGCAACAGCAAGGUGAUUGUCAGCAAUCAGUAGAGUCCAAUCAAGCGUUUGUUUGUUUGCGUAGGAUAGCAACGCGAUGCAUAUUUUAGUAUUAGAAGAAUUGAAUCCUUUCGAAU
Mollisia scopiformis is the source of this 2820-nucleotide messenger RNA. RefSeq names its product FabD/lysophospholipase-like protein. Lineage: Eukaryota; Fungi; Ascomycota; Leotiomycetes; Helotiales; Mollisiaceae. Gene Ontology annotation, cellular component: cytosol. Gene Ontology annotation, molecular function: A2-type glycerophospholipase activity. The transcript is spliced from 2 exons. Gene Ontology annotation, biological process: glycerophospholipid catabolic process. The coding region runs from base 213 to 2657 and encodes 814 amino acids. The record is from RefSeq and is a predicted model, not a curated record.